Molecule: messenger RNA, 381 nt
Organism: Anolis carolinensis (green anole)
Lineage: Eukaryota; Metazoa; Chordata; Lepidosauria; Squamata; Anolidae
Gene: ndufb3
Product: NADH:ubiquinone oxidoreductase subunit B3
Exons: 2
Coding region: 1-291 (96 amino acids)
Biological process (GO): mitochondrial respiratory chain complex I assembly; electron transport chain
Cellular component (GO): mitochondrion
Source: RefSeq, a predicted model, not a curated record
AUGGGCCAUGGACAUGAGCACGGUCAUGGGAAAGUGGAGCUUCCAGAUUACAAAAUGUGGAAGAUAGAAGGUACUCGCUUGGAGGAAGUCCAAGAAAGGCUGGCUCGGCGGGGACUCAAGGAUCCAUGGCUUCGCAAUGAAGCAUGGCGAUACAUGGGUGGUUUUGCAAAACCUGUCUCUUUCAUGGAUGUUAUGAGCAAAGGAUUCAAGUGGGGAUUUGCAGCCUUCGUGGUAUCCAUUGCAAUUGAGUAUGCAUUUUUCCCACCAAAGAAAGACGGCGGGCAUCACUGAAGACAUUUUUUUCUUUUGCUUCUAAAUUAUCAGUCACUUACAUGUUCUGAUUUUGCAUGGCAAGAUCCUAUUAAAGCUGUUCAUAAAUAA